Molecule: messenger RNA, 2784 nt
Organism: Cadophora gregata
Lineage: Eukaryota; Fungi; Ascomycota; Leotiomycetes; Helotiales; Ploettnerulaceae
Exons: 9
Coding region: 1-2784 (927 amino acids)
Biological process (GO): DNA-templated transcription; positive regulation of transcription by RNA polymerase II
Molecular function (GO): zinc ion binding; DNA binding; DNA-binding transcription factor activity, RNA polymerase II-specific
Source: RefSeq, a predicted model, not a curated record
AUGGCACAAGUAGCGCAGAUGGGCAAAGGACAGCCAGAAGCGAGUGAUGAUAAGCCUGAGGUAGACGGAGGGGAGUUGAAGAAAAAAUCGAAGCAUGGCGGACCGAGGAAACGGGUGUCGCAGGCAUGCGACAAGUGUAGAAGUCGAAAGGACAAAUGCGACGGGAAGAAGCCGGCAUGCUCAACAUGUAUCUCCAACGGCCGCGAAUGUUCGUAUGACGCGAAUGUUAAGAAGAGAGGUCUGCCUGAAGGGUAUGUAAGAGGGCUAGAAAAGCUUUGGGGCCUGGCUAUACGUGACGUUGAAGAGGUGGAGGAUGGUAUUCUGUCGGCUUUGGCUGGCGACGAAGAGAGUACUGAAAGUCCAUUAAGUAUCUGGACCGAUGAGACCAACUCUGAGGCAUUGGUGGAAAUAUGGAGGAAGUCAACCAUCUCACGGGAGCUUGAGAGACUUCUUUCCUCACAAGAGCCUAUGGAAACGAAGAGAAAACGACUCAACUCUGACGGGCAAGGUACUAAAAUGAAUGGAAAGAAUGCUUCACUGCAGCCAUCAAAGUCUAGGUCGCAGAACGUUGCAAACCAGGAACCGGAUUACUCUUAUAGUGGCUGGUCUGAUCGGGUGCCUGAUGUUAUGACACAGCCAGAUUUUCAAACACCACCAAAUAUGUCAGCUAUUGAUCCGACGUUCCUACCUAAAGAAUACGAAUCUAUCCUCAGUCCCUAUCAAGGUAAUGCUGCACCUUCGAACGGGACUCCAGCUGCAAUUCCCGAUGUACUCCCAGAACUGCCGUCUGAAACUUGGCAUCUUCUUGAUGUAUACUUCUCGUAUACUCAUUCAUGGCUUCCGAUUAUCGAAAAGCAUGACCUUCUGAAGACCUCGUAUCAGUAUUCGCAAAACCGUGGUGAAAGCAAUUUAGCAGGAGCUGGUGACAACGCUGUACUCUGGGCUGCAAUUGCAUACGCCAAAUUUCAGCAUAGAGCGAUCAACAAUAUCCCGCGAGCACUAGGUGCUGUGGGAGAAAUGGUCUGGACCGCAGAAAGGAUGUACGCUCAAGCAAGGUCCUUGAUACCGAAUGAGGAAGGAAUUUUGCAACUUGGUCAUGUACAAGCCUUGCUGAUUCUCACUCUCGCAAACCUGGGUAUGGGCCACUUCAGUCGUGCAUGGUCUUUAAUUGGUCAAGCUGUGAGAGCUGCUAUUGACAUGCAACUCGACCAACCUUCGGAAGUCGACUCAAGAGCCAAGUCUCGAUUUAAACAUGUUUUCUUAGGUUGUUUCGCCUUAGAGACUCUCAUCGCGGCUCGCCUGAAACGUCGGCCCCACCUCAGAGCCGAAGACGCGGAUCUUGCUGGACUUCUGGACGAGGACGGCUUGGAAGAGUGGGACCCAUGGACCGACUGCCUUACAGUUCGCAAGAGGAGUUCCGGGAAUUCGCGAAUGCCAGCAUCGAUAUUGAGUACAUUCAACCGGCUCGUCCAAGUUCUCAAGAUUUUGAACGACGCGUGCUGUUGUUCCAGCGCGUCCAACACGCUUCAAUUUAGUACAGUGCUUCUACAAAAGCUGCACAUCUGGAGCCAAUCUCAGUCAUCACCUUUGUAUUUCGACUCAACAGCCAAGGGCAGUGAACAAGCUCUGUCUUUACUUCCACACCAGUACCACUUACAUAAUGUAUACUUCACCACACUGGCCACAUCACAAUUGCUUUCCAACCACAAUGGCCAAGAAACAGUCAACUUGGAGCCUUGCACUAGAUCGGCUCGCCAAACCGUCGAUCUCAUGAAUCAACAUUCUAAUACUUUUGGUCUCCUCAUUGUUCCACCCACGUACGAGUAUUUUGUCAAGUCAGCUUACGAUAUCGUCCAUGCGGUACAUAGCAGCAUUGAGAGCACUCACAUUGUGCUCAAUGACUGGAAACGGAGCCUGGAUAAUUGUCUAGAUAUUAUGGAGCCAGCAUGGCCCGUUUUUGAAGCUUUCAAAUCAUCAACAGCAUACCAAUCGACGGUACGAGCUACAAGAAGCCACAGUCAGGCGGCUUAUGAUCUCAUCAUGGAUCAUGAUUCAGAUACUCCCAUGUCAGGGAAGACGCCUCAAAGUCUAGCAAGCUAUGACGCAUUUGAUCCUUUCAGCCCUCAGAACUCUCGAGCACCGGCUGAAGCGUUGAGACCUAGAGGGGUAAGCCAGUUACGAUCCAACAGACCUUCUUUUGGGCAGUCGUCUGGCCAUGGAUUGCCUCAAAAUCCACGCAACAUUUACGAAGAUGUGCAUGCAACAAUCGGGUCAGCAAAGCGGCAUCCAUCGAACAAGCAAAACAAUCGACAUACCCCUCUUAAGCCACCCCAGAUCAUGGCCCCACAAACUUCAUUCAACAUCAGCCAGCCGACCAAUCCUCAACUGCAUAGAUCCUUAACAAUGAGCUCUGCGGAUGUUGAAUUCGAUCCUGUGUUCAAUGAGUUGAUGCGGCUUGAUGCAACGGAAUGGGCAGGCAACUGGGAUCAGAGUCUUAUGAACCUCGGCUUCACCGACUCAGACAACAUGAACCAAGACUUUUACGCAUUUUGUCAAGAACCAGAUCCCUUGCACCAAAAUACCGUCUUCCAGCAAUUAGUUGCGAGCUCCAAUGCAGAGACGAACGAUUUCUUCGAUGGGUCUGGGUUCGGUGGAACGAUUGGGCUGGUGCCAGGAGGAUUUGCAGGUCCUGGAGCUGGCAUAGCAGACGAGAACGAGGGAAUAGAAGCUGGGCAAAUAUUGCAGGCUUUGAGUGCUGCGGAGGAUCAGAGGGGUAAUGGAUGA